GAGAGAGUAGAGCGUGAAUAGAGCUAUUGAAAGAGACAGAGACUGACCAGGGAAGAGGGAGAGAGACUGGGGGAUUAGAGACGAGCACAAGACCAGUCCCACCGGCAUGUUGCCCAGCCGAUACCGCGCCCGGCUGGUCGGUAACCCCGUAAAUGCCUGCAGUCUUAAGCUAACUGUUCAAGCAUCAUCUGUUGGAGAUCGACUUGCCCCAAAGCAUCAUGUUGAUUCGAGAUUAAAUAAGGAGCAUUUUGCCUCGCAUAGUAAAAGCCUGCAUGGAGAUGCUGACAAGAAUUUUCUCUCCAAACCAGAGUUCAUUAGCAAUGAGGAUCCCAUCCGGUACUCAGUACCGCGUAUAACAGCUGGCGAAUUGCCUUCUCAUUUUCAGGCUUCAAUGAAAUAUAAAACACGACAGGGUUCUCACAGUGCUGUCCCCUCAUCCUCACACACUGUGGGAAACAUGCCCUGUUUACCUGGUGAUCAAGUCAUUUUUUCAGAGAGCUCUUCAAUACCUGGGAUACCUGUUGUGUAUCGCACAGCAGAGGAGCGGGAAGAGAAUGCUGAUAGGCUGAAUCUAGACAGGAGAAGGCUAACAGUUUGUCCAAUACUGGAAGGGGAGCAGCAACUUCGGUUGCUGAAUUUCCAGCACAAUUUGAUCACUGAGAUCCAGCACCUUUCCAACCUCAGGCGGCUCAUUUUCUUGGACCUUUACAACAAUCAUAUUGAAGAAAUCAGUGGCCUUUUUGCUCUGAAGUCACUUCGUGUCCUUAUGUUGGGCAAAAACAGAAUCAAACACAUUUCGAAUCUUGAGAGCCAGACCAAUCUUGACGUGCUGGAUCUCCACGGAAACCAGAUCUGUAAAAUUGAAAACCUUAAUCAUUUGGCGGAACUUAGAGUACUUAACCUGGCUGGAAACUUAAUUGUUCGGGCGGAAAAUGUGACUGGCCUUGAUUCAUUGACUGAGCUCAAUCUAAGACGGAACCAAAUUGAAUUUGUGAGCGAUGCAGACACUUUGCCUUGUCUCCAGCGCCUCUUUCUCAGCUUUAACAACAUAUCCAGCGUUGAAGACAUUGUGUGUUUGGCAGACUCACUGUCUCUUUCAGAGGUUACCCUGGAUGGCAAUCCCAUAGCUCAGGAGCCAUGGUACAGACCCACUGUUCUCCGGCACAUGUUGCAGCUCCGAUACCUCGACAUGAAGAAAAUCACAGAGGAAGAAAGGCGAGUGGCAUCUGUCAUGGCCAGAAAGGAAGAAGAGAAAAAGCGGGAAAUCCACAAGCAGGCUAUUCUGAAGGAGAAGCGGCGUCAAACGAUCAAUAAUGCUGCCCGGCGCUGGGAGGUGCAGCACGGCUACAUUGCCAAAAGUCAACAAGACGCUCAGGCCAAAGCUUUCAGUACCGACAUCACUAUCCACAAAGCUUGUCACGUCAAUGGCAACGGCCACGAUUUCUGGCCAGAUGAGCUAAGCACUGAGAAGCAGCAGACAAGCAAGGAGACGACGGAACUUCAACAGUCAGAUUCCAGCCAUUCAGAGAGGACCAGCAGCAUGAGGUCUCCUGAUUCAUUGCUGCCCAGUGCUGUACAAGGGCUCUCCUUCACAGACUCACACCUGACAGAGCUGGAAGGGGACACUCUGUGCUUGUACGGCUCGGGUGCUCUCGAUUCCCUGGAUCGGAGCUGGGGGGUGCAGAUGGCCGGAGCUGUCACCACAAUCUCCUUUACGUUUAUAGACUUUGAUGAGAUUGUCCCAGUGCUAUUCCGAUUGAGGAUUAAAUUUCCAAAUAUUAUGCAUUUUAAGUUCCAACAUACGAACAUUCAGAAACUGCAGCAGUUCAAUGCAUUGGCUCAGUUGCGCCGCCUGGACAUGCUCACUAUCAAUCCUCAGGGCAAUCCCGUUGUGAACUUCAGCCUGUGGAAGUAUUACGUUCUCUUUAGGCUAAACCACUUUGGUCUACAAAAAAUAAAUGACAUUGAGGUAUCUCCUCUGGAUUUGAUAAUGAGUGAACGAAUCUUUGGAAUCCUGGGCCACAUGGCUGCCUGCGAGAUCCCCCAGACACGCCUGCUGUCCCUGGUGGGAGAGAUGAAGAGGAAACAGCUACAGUUCCUAAUGGAGGCAAAAGGGAGGAAAGCUGGUACCAGCCUCGAGGAGAGUAAGGACAACGGGAAGCUUGGAGGCGAGUCUAUGGGCCGAGCUGUGCUGAAUUACACUAUCAGGGACAGUGGAACUGAACAUGAACAGUGUAAGCAGGAGAGGAAAUGCUUUUGUCAGAAGUACGUGCAAAGCCUGGUCAAAGAAGCCAGUCUCAUUGAUCAGAAGAAUGAGUCUCUGCAGAAACUCUGGCCACAAAUCUUCAUUGAGCUCGUACGGGACUGUGUGAUCGAAAUGCGCAAUAAAACGUCAUACAUGCAGCUCUGCUUGACGAAAAUAAUGGAUCAGAAAUGAAGACAGCAACUUCUCCGGUGCAUGGACUGCAAUUAUCUCCCAGCACAUGGUACUGAAACCAAAAUCACAGCUUUAUAAAUAUCAUCUGCUACACUACAAAGGAAACUGUUGUCUCCUGUACGUCACAGAGGCCUUUCUGUCAGACAUGUCCUUCAUUUCAAUUGAAAUCACAAACCAGAGGUUUUAAUGUAGGAUUGUGGGGUUAAUUAUCAGAGCUGAAGGCUCUCACCUGAGCAGAGAGAAGGAGGAAGCAAGGUAGUUCCCCAUUCAGUCUUCCAUCUUCUGUACAGCCAUUGAGCGCUGUAGCACAGCUCAAGGGAUGCUUCAGGUGUGUCAAAAAUUAGCAUUGGUGCCAUGCUGCCCCUGAGCCUUCCUGAUGUAUGUAUCUACCCAGAGAAUGUGCAGAAUGGCUCAAAUAUAAGAGGAAAGACACCUAAAGCACUAUGUUGGAGUGUUCAAAGUAAGGUUCACUGUUUUCCAACAGAUUCACAGUCAUUUUCUAUCACUAGUCACAUGUAAAUAUAUCCUACUUAAUACAAAGCACUGUCUUUUAGCACUGUCUUGAGAAAGUCCACACUGAGGUGCAUUCCUUGUGUACUUAGGCACAUUGGCUGCUCAGAGCUGGGGCAGUGCGGCUCAGCUUCAUCUUGUCCAUUGAAUUACAUUGCACUGCUGCGUGGCACCAGUAUAUUUGACCUCACAUACAAAUAAAAGAAAGCCAACAGGGAGGUAUGCUAUAUUGUUCUGCUGCUAACAAGAAAAUGUUUCACUUUAUUAUACCUUUAACAUUUAAUUUUAUAAAUACCGGGUACAUUUUAUCACGUUUUUCAUUUAUUUAAUUGCUGUAAUUCACUGAAACUUCUGGUUUAAAAGCUGAGCUAUUGAUGCUUUUUCUUUGCUGAGAUUAUUUUGCCUCUUCAGUGCUAAUUCCAAAGUAAAAUGAAUAAAGUUUGCUUGAGUUUACACUUCC
Messenger RNA from Callorhinchus milii (elephant shark), 3407 nucleotides. RefSeq names its product leucine-rich repeat-containing protein 49. The coding region runs from base 107 to 2437 and encodes 776 amino acids. Gene Ontology annotation, molecular function: protein binding. The record is from RefSeq and is a predicted model, not a curated record. Lineage: Eukaryota; Metazoa; Chordata; Chondrichthyes; Chimaeriformes; Callorhinchidae. The transcript is spliced from 18 exons.